AUGAGCACAGCUUCCGCGGCCUCCAAGCCAACAGCUUCUCGGCUGCCGUGCCUCUUUGAUCCGAGCCAACCGGUCAAAGCCCUAUCAGUCGCCUUCUGGCUUUGGAAAGCUAUACUAUUUGUUGCUAUAGUCAGCUGCCCGGGGCUUGGCUAUGAUACCUCCUCAAGCCUCCUUCCGCUGCUGGACAACGGCUCGGCCGAAGCCUUAUCAUCGCCGAGCAAGCAUGUGUCCCUACCGAUCCCGCUCAAGUUCGCUCGGUGGGACUCGAUCUACUUUGUUCACAUAGGGCAGACUGGGUAUGUCUUUGAACAGGAAUGGGCAUUUAGUUAUGCGUACGGUUAUCUAGUCAGGUCCCUGUCUUCUUUCGUUCCCCCCUCGUAUGAUUCAGGGGGAGCAGCUGAAUUUGCAGUCGCCGGCGUUGCGCUGUCACAUGUGGCCCAUUAUCUCUCUGUCUUAGUCCUGUACCGACUCUCUAUCAAUGUCUUUGGUAAUGACACCGAAAGAAAGAGGCUCCUUUGUUUCCUCUCCGCGGCGCUGCAUAUCAUUUGUCCUGCCGGGGCAUUUCUCUCUGCGCCGUAUAUGGAAUCUCUCUUCUCAUUCCUCAACUUCACCGGGUUCUACAUCUACUCAUCCUCCUGUAUUGACCUCCUCAAGGAAAAGCAGUCUUUGAGCCAUGUAAAGCUGCUCAUAACCGGAUGCCUCUUUGCGGUAGCUACUGCCAUACGCAGCAAUGGCAUUCUCAGUGGAAUCCUCCUAGCAUAUGAUGCUUUCGCACAAACGUACAAAAUCAUCACUCGGCGUUCAUUUGGGGCGAUCGUUCGCUUGGGUUUUCUUGUCCUGAGCGGCAGCACUGUUGCCCUAGGCCUUAUGAUUCCUCAGUACUUUGCGUAUAUCGCGUACUGCAUGAAUGAGGGUGUUUCUCGGCCCUGGUGUCAGUCAUUUAUCCCCAGUAUUUAUGGCUGGGUCCAGGCUCAUUAUUGGGGCGUGGGAUUCCUCCGGUACUGGACAGUGUCCAAUCUCCCUCUUUUUCUACUCGCCUCGCCUAUGCUGCUUAUUCUUUUUCUGUCCUGCUUCUGGGGCUUGGGUGCACCCGUACCCUUGUCAUUCAAGACACCUAUCAAAGCCCGUAUUGCUAUACCGUCUGGCCCCGCGGCUACAUUACUUACGCAGCUUGCUAUAGUUCAACUCAUUCUUGCAACAAUGGCACUAACUAGUUACCACGUCCAAAUCAUCAACAGGAUUUCGUCUGGCUACCCGUUGUGGUAUUGGUACAUUGCCUGGCAGGCUUUGGGAACUUCGGAUCGCUCCUCGUUCAGGAUCAAAUAUUCUAGCCAGUUCAUGGUGAUUGUGCAGGCUAUGGUGAUGUAUGGACUUAUCCAGGGUGUUCUUUUUGGCUCUUUCCUACCUCCGGCCUAA
Molecule: messenger RNA, 1416 nt
Organism: Aspergillus mulundensis
Lineage: Eukaryota; Fungi; Ascomycota; Eurotiomycetes; Eurotiales; Aspergillaceae
Product: DUF409 domain protein
Exons: 3
Coding region: 1-1416 (471 amino acids)
Biological process (GO): GPI anchor biosynthetic process
Cellular component (GO): mannosyltransferase complex; endoplasmic reticulum membrane
Molecular function (GO): GPI mannosyltransferase activity; alpha-1,6-mannosyltransferase activity
Source: RefSeq, a predicted model, not a curated record